Messenger RNA from Coregonus sp. 'balchen', 23590 nucleotides. The record is from the annotation of a GenBank genome assembly. NCBI's taxonomy places the organism in Eukaryota, Metazoa, Chordata, Actinopteri, Salmoniformes, Salmonidae.
GAUGAGACGCGGCAGAGGGUCAAAUUCACUGAUGAGCGGGUCUGCAAAAGCCAUCUCCUGAACUGCUGUCCCCACGACAUCCUCUCCGGAACUGUAAGCAGACUAAGCACUCUCUUCUUCCAUUGUGUCCCCUCCAGGCAGGGACGGCGAAAUUUGUUUUUUGAAAGGGGGUGUGGGGAAUACGUAUUUUUUUUAAAGCCUCAUUUAGAUAUUCUUCUGCUCUAAAUUUCUGACAUUUGGUAGGCUAUUUGUUAGUCAACUUGUCUUGUUGCUCUAGAAUACUAAACAAAGCCUUGCUCACCAGAAGAAUGUCCUACAUCGAUAAAAUGAAAGAAUGCAUUAUCAAUAAUCUAGUUGACGUUGGUAAAGUUUUCUCUUACAUUUCUGCUUCUCUCGUGGAGCGAGGACAUUUAGGGACCGGGGAGAUUAAAAAGCUGAAAUGUCUUGAGUCAAUACGUUUUCAACCCCUUUAUUAUGGCAAGCCUAAAUAAGUUCAGGAGUAAACAUGUGCUUAACAAGUCAUACAAUAAGGUGCAUGGACUCAUUCUGUGUGCAAUAAUAGUGUUUAACAUGACUUUGAAUGACUACCUCAUCUCUGUACCCCACACAUACAAUUAUCUGUAAGGUCCCUCAGUCGAGGAGUGAAUGUCAAACACAGAUUAAACCAUAAAGACCAGGGAAGUUUUCCAAUUCCUCGCAAAGAAGGACACCUAUUGGUAGAUAAGCAGACAUUGAAUAUCCCUUUGAGCAUGGUGAAGUUAUUAAUUACACUUUGGAGUGUGUAUCAAUACACCCAGUCACCACAAAGAUACAGGAAGGAAACUGCUCAGGGAUUUCACCAUGAGGCCAAUGGUGACUUUAAAACAGUUAGUUUAUUUGGCUGUGAUAGGAGAACACUGAGGAUGGAUCAACAACAUUGUAGUUACUCCACAAUACUAACCUAAAUGACAGAGUGAAAAGAAGGAAGUCUGUACAGAAUAAAAAUAUUCCAAAACAUGCAUCCUGUUUGCAGUAAGGCACUAAGGUAAAACUGCCCAAAAAAUUGCGAAGAAAUUAGGGCUGACCCCAAUUAGUCUACUGGUUGAUUGUUUGGUCGAUAGGCUGUUGGUCAACCAAUAUUUUUUUAGUCGAAGCAGUAGCAAAUAUAUGUAACUCUAUACGCCCAUCUCAGUGAACUAAUCCAUUGUGGAGGCCUAGACUAAAAGCCAAUUUAUGCUUGAUCUGAAAAUGUUGUCAGAGGCUCCAUAUGGAGGGUGUGAUGCAAUUGCGGCGCCUCCAGAGGCACGCAGAGGCCAUAUCGAGCUCAGUACCGCAUCGCCAUGCGCCUCUCAAAUGUUGUAAUAAUGCGGAGGGCUCUGUAUAGCUCCGCAUUGACAUGAUUGGUUGACGGUAGGUGGGGUUGGUACAUCCUGUAUAAACACAAACUCACUUUUACAUAAGUAUUCAGAUGCUUUACUCCAAUCAAGCUGUAGAAACAUCAAGGAUGAUCAAUGGAGGCAGGAUGCACCUGAGCUCAAUUUCGAGUCUCAUAGCGAAGGGGCUAAAUACUUAUGUAAGGUAUUUCUGUUUAUUUUUGAUAAAUGUGCAACAAUGUCAAACUGUUUUCGCUUUGUCAUUAUGGGGUAUUGUGUGUAUAUUUAUGAGAUAAAAAAAUAUAUAUAUUUUAGAAUAAGGCUGUAACGUAACAAAAUUGGAAAAAGGGAAGGGGUCUGAAUACUUUCCGAAUGCACUGUAUAUCACCAGUAAUACAUUUACUGUUAAUUCUUAUAAUUUCUAAUCAACAAUGUUUGUUUGGUUAUGGUAAUUUCAAAUCAAAUUGUAUUUGUUACGUGCCGAAUACAACCUUACCAUGGAAUGCUUACUUACAAGCCCUUAACCAACAAUGCAGUUCAAGAAAUAGAGUAAAGAAAAUAAAAAGUAACACAAUAACGAGGCUAUAUACAGGGGGUACCGGUACCGAGUCAAUGUGAGGGGGUACAGGAUAGUCGAGGUAAUUUGUACAUGUAGGUAGGAGUAAAGUGACUAUGCAUAGAAAUAAACAGCGAGUAAAUAGUCCGGGUGGCCAUUUUAUUAAUUGUUCAGCAGUCUUAUGGCUUGGGGGUAGAAGCUGUUAAGGAGCCUUUUGGACCUAGACUUGGCGCUCCGGUACCGAUUGCCGUGCGGUAGCAGAGAGAAGUCUAUGACUUGGGUGACUGGAGUCUUUGACAAUUCUUUGGGCCUUCCUCUGUUAAUGCGUUCAUGUGUGUAUAUAUUAUUAUUCCAGUCUUACCAUUGUUUGCAGAGUGCACAACCUAUGCUACACUUGUGAGAAACAAGUUUUGGUUUAUUUCAUUCCAUUUAUGAGUUUUGUCAAUUCAGUUUAGUCAUUGACAGGAGCUCUCCAAACAAAAUACAAUGUUGAUUACGCAUAGAAGUAUAUAGGCCUAUAGGCUACCUGGCCUGCGCACAAAUUUGGGGAUCUGAUAGUAUUUCUGAUUGGCUUAACGCACCACCACUAAUGAUCUGUGGAGCUUCUCAAAGUAAUGUUUUCUUCACCUCAAACAGCAAGCAAACAAAGUCUGUUUUAACAUCUAUUGAGAAUGACAAUAGUUCCUCAAUGUAGGCUAUUUGAAAAAUCUUUCCCGCUCUCUCCUUUUCAAUAACCACUCAGCAUGAAAGGUAAAAAUGUAAUGUUCUGAUCCAGUGGAAAUGUCAUAAAAUAGGCCUACCUGAUUACUUCUUGUCAGUGCUUGACUUGGACUGAAAUAGGUUCCAGUACUCAUUUUGGGUACCGGUACUGUUUUAUAGUUAGGUGCAGGAGCUCCACAAUUCUUUUGAGCUAAUAUGCUAUAAGAGGAACAGGAGCUCAAGUAGUAGAACAUUUGAGGUGCCGGUAUUUGGCUCCGGUGAGCUCCUGCCCAAGUCAAGCACUGCUUCUUAUCCCUUACACAAAUGGCCUACAGCUGUGUCUGUCCUGAGCUCACUGGCUCUGGAGAAUCUGAGGGCCCAGAAUAUUUUAUACAAUGUUGCAAGUUCGCUAGCACAAGCUUCAGGCCGGACCCAAGUUAAUAGUUGUUUCAAGUUCGUUGCAGAUAGGCCAUUUGUAGCCAAUGUGAUUUAUUGGAUUAUUUUUUUAUCCUGAUAUUUUCUACCUGCAGGCUGCAAUGUUUUUAUCUGUUGGCUUUAUGUAGGCUAUUUUUACAUACAGUGCAUUCGGAAAGUAUUCAGACCCCUUGGCUUUUUCCAAAUUUUGUUACAUUACAGCCUUAUUCUAAAAUUGAUAAAAUAUAACAUUUUCCUCAUCAAUCUACACACAAUACCCCAUAAUGGCAAAGCAAAAACUGUUUUUUAGAAAUGUUUGCAAAUGUAUUAAAAAUAAAAACCAGAAAUAUAACAUUUACAUAAAUAUUCAGACCCUUUACUUUGUUGAAGCACCUUUGGCAGUGAUUACAGCCUCGAGUCUUCUUGGGUAUGACGCUACAAGCUUGGCACACCUGUAUGUGGGGAGUUUCUCCCAUUCUUCUCUGCAGAUCCUCUCAAGCUCUGUCAGGCUGGAUGGGGAGCGUCGCUGCACAGCUAUUUUCAGGUCUCUACAGAGAUGUUAGAUCGAGUUCAAGUCCGGGCUCUGGCUGGGCCACUCAAGGACAUUCAGAGACUUGUGUGCUUAGGGUUGUUGUCCUGUUGGAAGGUGAACCUUUGCCCCAGUCUGAGGUCCUGAGGGUUCUGGAACAGGUUUUCAUCAAGGAUCUCUCUGUACUUUGCUCCGUUCAUCUUUCCCUCGAUCCUGACUAGUCUCCCAGUCCCUGCCGAUGAAAAACAUCCCCACAGCAUGUAUGCUGCCACCACCAUGCUUCACCGUAGGGAUGGUGCCAGGUUUCCUCCAGAUGUGACGCUUGGCGUUCAAGCCAAAGAGUUCAAUCUUGGUUUCAUCAGACCAGAGAAUCUUGUUUCUCAUAGUCAGAGUCCUUUAGGUGCCUUUUGGCAAACUCCAAGCAGGCUGUCAUGUGCGUUUUACUGAGGAGUGGCUUCUGUCUAGCAACUCUACCAUAAAGGCCUGAUUGGUGGAGUGCUGCAGAGAUGGUUGUUCUUCUGGAAGGUUCUCCCAUCUCCACAGAGGAACUCUGGAGCUCUGUCAGAGUGACCAUCGGGUUCUUGGUCACCUCCCUGACCAAGGCCCUUCUCCCCCGAUUGCUCAGUUUGGCCGGGCAGCCAGCUCUAGGAAGAGUGGUGGUUCCAAAUGAGACCACUGUGUUCUUGGGGACCUUGAAUGCUGCAGAAAUGUUUUGGUACCCCUCCCCAGAUCUGUGCCUUGACACAAUCCUGUCUCGGAGCUCUACGGACCAUUCCUUCGACCUCAUGGCUUUGUCUUUGCUCUGACAUGCACUGUCAACUGCGGGGCCUUAUCUAGACAGGUGUGUGCCUUUCCAAAUCAUGUCCAAUCAAUUGAAUUUACCACAGGUAGACUCCAAUGAAGUUGUAGAAACAUCUCAAGGAUGAUUAAUGGAAAUAGGAUGCACCUGAGCUCAAUUUUGAGUCUCAUAGCAAAAGAUCUGUCAUACCCAAGAAGACUCGAGGCUGUAAUCCCUGCCAAAGGUGCUUCAACAAAGUACUGAGUAAAGGGUCUGAAUACUUAGGCAAAUGUGAUAUUUCAGGCUGUAACGUAGCAAAAUGUGGAAAAAGUCAAGGGGUCUGAUUACUUUUGGAAUGCACUGUAUUUGAGAAAAUACACAUUGGCUACAUCAUGUUAUGGGUAUGCUUGUCAUUGUCAAGGACUAGGGAGUUUUUAGAAUAAAAAUAAAUGGAAUAGAGCUAAGCGAAGGCAAAAUCCUAGAGGAAAACCUGGUUCAGUCUGCUUUCCAACAGACACAGGGAAACAUUCACCUUUCACCAGGACAAUAACCUAAAACACUAGGCCAAAUAUGCACUGGAGUUGCUUACCAAGUGGCCUAGUUAGUUUUGACUUAAAUCGGCUUGGAAAUCUAUGGCAAGACUUGAAAAUGGCUGCCUAGCAAUGAACAACAACCACUUGACAGAGCUUGAAGAAUUUAAAAUAAUAAUCCAGGUGUGCAAAGCUUUUAGACACUUACCCAGAAAGACUCACAGCUCUAAUCGUUGCCAAAGGGGAUUCUGACAUGUAUCGAUUCAAUGGUGUGAAUACUUAUGUAAAUGAGAUUUCUGCAUUUCAUUUUCAGUACAUUUGCAAAAAAAAUCUAAAAACAUGUUUUCACUUUGUGAUGGGGUGUUGUGUUUAGAUGGGUGAUAAAAAAUAAUCAAUUUUGAAUUCCAGCUGUAAAAACGUGGAAUAAGUCAAGUGGUAUGAAUAGUUUCUGAGGGCACUGUACGUACAAAAUGUCUGAAUGUCAUCAGUUUGACCAGUUUUAAAGAAAUGAAAAGCUGUGAAAAUGAUCCAACAUGUUUCUGAUAGUAUUUCAGUGGAUCUUGGAUGCAUAUUUUAUGUGGUUGAAAAAUGAAAUACUGUCAGCUUUUAUGUUGCUGAAAAGAAUAAUCACGUUUAAGGUACACAACAGUCCCUAUCCAUGCAUUCACAUUCUCUCAAGAUGCUGAAAUAGAUAAAUCAUAUUUCUCUACUCUUGUUCCUGAGACAAUAUUAACAUUUGGUGUAUCAUUUUACUGCAAGAAACACUUAAUUAUGCAGGAGUUAAUGGUCUACAUAUGAGGCCUACAGUCAGUGUUCAUACUUCUGUUACUAUUCCAACUAUUACUGUUCCCGUCUCUGCCUCCAGUGCUCUAAAGUGCAACCAUUUUGGUCGCAUAUGCUCCUACAUUUUUAUAUGGAAGCACCAGAGUACCUAGGGAAAAAAUCAACCAGAUAUUAAUUAUUGUAAUGAUUAGGCUUUGCUUGUCCCUAGCCCAAACAGUUCAAAACGUAUGACCCAUAUUGCCGGCGCUACGAUUUCUUUCCUUCUGGUGGCAUAUACCAUGUCGCAGCCAUUCUGAAACUACUCACGGGCAUGAACCAUUUGUUAACACCUUGUUCAAUCAUGUUACCUCAUUAGCUAAACAUAAAGAAAGGAAAAGGGCUUCUUACAAUUAAAAUGUUUCUUUAGGAGAUCAAUGAUCAUAGCAAUGAAUUAUUGACAAAUCUCUUCAGCUUUAAUAUUGCAGAUUAAACCCUAAAUCUAUCCAACUAAUUGUUUGCAUCAUUUGUAAUGCCCCAUUCCCCCCCCCCCCCCCCCCCUUAUUUUUCAACCCUACUUACCCCUCCCCUGAUUGGAGUAAACUAACGGCCUACAAUACGUCUUCUGCUACCGAUGACUACGCUGAGUGUACAAAACAUUAUGAACACGUGCUCUUUCCAUGACAUAGAUUGACCAGGUGAAAGAUAUGAAGGAUUUUGAAGCCUUAAGACAAUUGAGACAUGGAUUGUGUACGUGUGUCAUUAAGAGGAAGAAUGGGCAAGACAACAGAUUUAAGUGCCUUUUGAACGGGGUAUGAUAGUAGGUGCCAGGCGCACCGGUUUGUGUCAAGAACUGCAACGCUGCUGGGUUUUUCACACUCAACAGUUUCCCGUGUGUAUCAACAAUAGUCCACCACCCUAAGCACAUCUAGCCAACUUAACACAACUGUGGGUCGCAUUGGAGUCAACGUGCCAGCAUCCCUGUGGAACGCUUCGCCACCUUGUAGAAUCCAUGCCCCAACAAAUUGAGGCUGUUCUGAGGGCAAAAGAGAGGAUGCAUCUCAAUAUUAGGAAGGUGUUCUUAAUGUUUUGUACACUGUGUAUAUAUGAAUGGACAAAGCAAUCGAUCACGUGACACCAUUCAUUCCUAUGUGAAGACUCAAUAACACAUUGAAGCCAAAUUAAGUCUGUUAAGAUGGCGUCUCAUGGAGACAUAACAUGCGAAGUUUGAGCUACUCCAGUAAGUGACGUUACAGGCUAGCUCAGUGUUGCCCCUCUCAUUGAGGAACUCUAGUUGAAGGCCAGCUGGGGUACUGUAGGCUGCCAUUAGCAACUAAAUUAUACUUAUAACUUCUUCUGUGUGCACCCAUUGAGAUAUCAAAGAGGCGUGACCAGAUCUUGUCCCUGUGUGAUCACUACCUUCUCUCUCGAAAUGAAUGACUGAGCACAGAAUCCAUCCCUAUGCGUCCGACAAAUAGAAUAUCAAACAGAGUUCAGAGUGUGACGUCAUAUCAGAAUGGGUGCUUCAUCCAAUAUCACCUGUGACAGCUGUGAGCAGCCAGCCGCAUCCCCUCACCAGCCAUUAGCCUACUUAGCUGCUUCUCGCCGUCGGUUCCUUCUGCGCAUCUCCAUCAGUUUUAAAAUGUUAUUUAGCCGUGAUGGUGAGCUGGGAUGUGCAGACAGUGAUGGGGUUUCUGUUACAUUUGUUUUAAAUAUUAGCGCGGCUUGCUGUGCGAGCGAAAUGGAUAGGUAUCUUUUCAUUUCGCCGGUAAGAACAAGCAGGCCAGUCUGACUAGUUUUUGUUGUCACGUAGCCUCUAAAUGCCACUGCCAUAGAGGACAAAUAGAGCACGGUGACAUCCAUGCUUGCGCCUUUACAUCACUGAAAUCCGCGAGUUUCUAGCCCAAACCACUCAAACGUUAUGCCCCAUAUUACCGGAGGUACAGUACCAGUCAAAAGUUUGGACACACCUACUCAUUCCAGGGUUUUUCUUUAUUUUUACUAUUUUCUACAUUGUAGAAUAAUCAAAACUAUGAAAUAACACAUUGAAUGAUGUAGUUACCCAAAAAGUGAUAAACAAAUCAAAUAUAUUUUAUAUUUGAGAUUCAUCGAAGUAGCCACCCUUUGCCUUGAUGACAGCUUUGCACACUCUUGGCAUUCUCUCAAUCAGCUUCAUGAGGUAGUCACCUGGAAUGCAUUUCAAUUAACAGGUGUGCCUUGUUAAAAGUUAACUUGUGGAAUCUCUUUAUUUCUUAAUGCGUUUUAGCCAAUCAGUUGUGUUGUGACAUGGUACUGUGCCUUGCAAAAGUGUUCAUCCCCCUUGGCGUUUUUCCAAUUUUGUUGCAUUACAACCUGUAAUUUAAAUAGAUUUUUAUUUGGAUUUCAUGUAAUGGACAUACACAAAAUAGUCCAAAUUGGUGAAUAAGAACUUGUUUCAAAAAAUCGGAAGAAAGAAAUAACGGAAAAGUGGUGCUUGCAUAUGUAUUCACCCCCUUUGCUAUGAAGCCCCUAAAUAAGAUCUGGUGCAACCAAUUACCUUCAGAAGUCACAUAAUUAGUUAAAUAAAGUCCACCUGUGUGCAAUAUAAGUUUCACAUGAUCUGUCACAUGAUCUCAGCAUAUAUACACCUGUUCUGAAAGGCCCCAGAGUCUGAAACACCACUAAGCAAGGGGCACCACCAAGCAAGCGGUACCAUGAAGACCAAAGAGCUCUCCAAACAGGUCAGGGACAAAGUUGUGGAGAAGUACAGAUCAGGGUUGGGUUAUAAGAAAAUAUCAGAAACGUUGAACAUCCCACGGAGCACCAUUUUAAAUCCAUUAUAAAAAAAAUGGAAAGACCACAAACCUGCCAAGAGAGGGCCGCCCAUCAAAACUCAUGGACCAGGCAAGGAGGGCAUUAAUCAGAGGCAACAAAGAGACCAAAGAUAACCCUGAAGGAGCUGCAAAGCUCCACAGCAGAGAUUGGAGUAUCUGUCCAUAGGACCACUUUAAGCUGUACACUCCACAGAGCUGGGCUUUAUGGAAGAGUGGCCAGAAAAAAGCCAUUGCUUAAAGAUGAAAAUAAGCAAACACGUUUUGUGUUCAUCAAAAGGCAUGUGGGAGACUCCCCAAACAUAUGGUAGAAGGUACUCUGGUCAGAUGAGACUAAAAUUAAGCUUUUUGGCUAUCUAGGAAAACGCUAUGUCUGGGGGGGGUCAAGUUUUCUGUUUAUUUGUCUUAUUUCUUGUUUGUUUCACAAUUUUUUGUAUUUUGCAUCUUCAAAGUGGUAGGCAUGUUGUGUAUAUCAAAUGAUACAACCCCCCCCCAAAUCCAUUUAAAUUCCAAAUCCAUUUUAAUUCCAGGUUGUAAGGCAACAAAAUAAGAAAAAUGCCAAGAUGGGGGGGAGGGGGAGAGAGAGAGAGAGUACUUUCGCAAGCCACUGUAGGGGUGCUAUACAGAAGAUAUCCCUAUUUAGUAAAAGACCAAGUCCAUAUUAUGGCAAGAACAGCUCAAAUAAGCAAAGAGAAACGACAGUCCAUCAUUACUUUAAGACAUGGUCAGUCAAUACAGAACAUUUCAAGAACUUUGAAAGUGGCUCACAUGAGGACCGCCACAGGAAAGGAAGACCCAGAGUUACCUCUGCUGCAUAGGCUAAGUUCAUUAGAUUUAACUGCAUCUCAGAUUGCAGCCCGAAUAAAUGCUUCACAGAGUUCAAGUAACAAACAUCUCAACAUCAACUGUUCAGAGGAGACUGCGUGAAUCAGGCCUUCAUGGUCGAAUUGCUGCAAAGAAACCACUACUAAAGGACACCAAUAAGAAUUGCUUGGGCCAAGAAACACGAGCAAUGGACAUUAGACCGGUGGAAAUUUGUCCUUUGGUCUGGUGUCUCCAUAUUUGAGAUUUUUUGUUCCAACCGUCGUGUUUUUGUGAGACGCAGUGUGGGUGAACGGAUGAUCUCUGCAUGUGUGGUUCCCACCAUGAAGCAUGGAGGUGUGAUGGUGUGGGGGGGUGCUUUGCUGGUGACACUGUCAGUGAUUUAUUUAGAAUUCAAGGCACACUUAACCAGCAUGGCUACCACAGCAUUCUGCAGCGAUACGCCAUCCCAUCUGGUUUGUGCUUAGCGGUACAGUCAUUUUGUUUCUCAACAGGACAAUGACCCAAAACACACCUCCAGGCUGUGUAAGGGCUAUAUGACCAAGAAGGAGAGUGAUGGAGUGCUGCAUCAGAUGACCUGGCCUCCACAAUCACCGGACCUCAACCCAAUUGAAAUGGUUUGGGAUGAGUUGUACCGCAGAGUGAAGGAAAAGCAGCCAACAAGUGCUCAGCAUAUGUGGGAACUAUGUGGGAGCUGGUUGAGAGAAUGCCAAGAGUGUGAAAAGCUGUCAUCAAGGCAAAGGGUGCCUACUUUGAAGAAUCUCAAAUAUAAAAUAUAUUUUUGUUUGUUUAAACUUUUUUUUUGGUUACUACAUGAUUCCAUAUGUGUUAUUUCAUAGUCUUGAUGUGUUCAAUAUUCUUCUACAAUGUAGAAAAUGGUAAACAUAAAGAAACACCCUUGAAUGAGUAGGUGUGUCCAAACUUUUGACUGGUACUGUACCUUCUCCCCUUUCUACUACGAAUUGGCACACAUUUUAUAUAAUUUUAUAAACCAUGUCGCUGGCCGCAAGUUUUUGGUUUGAUAACAAACAACCUUGUUUAGUCAUGUUACCUGGCUAGCUAGCUAACAACAUGAUACCUUGGCUAUGCACAAAUGUGGCACAGGAAACAAGAAAUGGGAUAGAUGGCCUACUCAGAGAUGCUUUAAAGGUAGGAUUCAUAUGCCUAAUCAAUGUCAUUCUAAGCUAAAUCUCAAUCAAAUCAAUAUAUUUUUCUAGUGUUCCUUAAAUUCUAUUUGGUGCGUCACUUUUGGGAGGGGGGUGUGUGUGUGUGUGUGUGUGUGUGUGUGUGUGUGUGUGGGAGAGGGAGGGAGUGAGUGAGAGGGUGUGUGUAAGGGAGGGAGAGUGUAGGCUAUGUGUAAAUUUGUCUGAAGAGUAGGCUAAAGAUGGUUUCAUAUAGGCCUAGUGUGCUUUCCCCUUACAGCCAUAAUCAUUAUGAAUUUGUAUUCCUUACUGUAUUCCUCCUGCCCACAGGUCGGCCUUCGGCCUGGUAUCACAUCGUUAGUACAAUUUUGGUAUUGUGACAACCCUACUCUGAAAAUAUGCAACAAAAAAAAUUUCACAUUUUUUUACCCCUUGCCAGUUUGCAUCCAUGGUUAUGACACAUCUCUUGCUUGUCACUCAGUCUUGACUUUCUUAAAGAGACAAUGUAGAAUUUUAAUGUAAAUCACCUCAAUAGGAAAUAGUGCUUUUAACACAAUGAAAAAACCUAAUAUCCCACAAGUGACUUUGUAUUUCAAUGCAAGGUAUUUGUAUUAACAUCUUAGCUAUUAUAAUAAACAGAUCUCUUUACAGGGUUACAUAUUAGUUUCUAGGGUAGGGAAUCUUCAUGUUACCCAAAUAUUAUUGAAUCAGCAGUUGAAGUGAAUAUUUUGUGACGUGACUUAACUUUCUAAAGUAGUUCACUGCAGACUAUGUUGGAACUAUGGCUGUGUCUUGUCUGGCUGACUUUGACUUCAUCAACAGCGUAUGGAUCUGGGAGAAUGUGCAAAGACCCACGACCUGGCACUCCGGGCCGACUAUGAAAUUGCCUCCAAGGAGAGAGACCUCUUCUUCGAGCUUGACGUAAGUGAUAUCAGUCAGUUCGAUUUUAAAUACAACUUAAUUUAUCCCCUCAGGGGCAAGUAAGUUGUACUUCUCCCAGUUCAUUUUACCAGUGCAGCAGUCUGUGUUCCAUUGACUUGUAUGGAGUUUACUUUUCUGUUGUUGACUAUAGGCUGUGGAUCAUCUGGAGUCCUUCAUCGCCGAUUGCGACCGGAGAACAGAGUUGGCCAAGAAACGACUGGUUGAGACCCAAGACGAGAUCAGUGCGGAGGUGGCUGAAAAGGUGAGAGGGCAAGAUUGACCUUGUUCACUGAAUCUUAUUGUGGAGUGUAAGGAUGACAUGUUGUUGAAAACGUUCUGAUCUUGACACGAUAUAUGCUGUUGUUGACAUGUGUUGUUUGUAUUAUUCUCCAGGCAGAGACGGUCCACGAGCUGAACGAGGAGAUCGGGAAGCUCCUGGCCAAGGCAGAGCAGCUGGGUGCCGAGGGGAAUGUGGACGAGGCCCAGAAGGUCCUACAGGAAGUGGAGAAGGUUCGCAGCAGAAAGAGGGACGCUGAGGUGAGGAGGAGGGGUUGUUUUCCUCACGGCAUGUUUCUUUUUCAUCAAAUCAAUCAGUCAAUCAAAUCUAUUUAUAAAGCCCUUUUUACUCUUAUUUUUUUAUUUCACUUUUAUUUAACCAGGUAGGCCAGUUGAGAACAGGUUCUCAUUUACAACUGCUACCUGGCCAAGAUAAAACAAAGCAGUGCGAUAAAAACAACACAGUUACACAUGGGAUAAACAAAACGUACAGUCAAUAACACAAUAGAAAAUCUAUAUACAGUGUGUGCAAAUGUAGAAAGUUAUGGAGGUAAGGCAAUAAAUAGGCCAUAGUGCAAAAUAAUUACAAUUUAGUAUUAACACAGGAGUGAUAGAUGUGCAGAAGAUGAUGUGCAAAUAGAGAUACUGGGGUGCAAAUGAGCAAAAUAAAUAACAAUAUGGGGAUGAGGUAGUUGGGUGGGCUAAUUACAGAAUGGGCUGUGUACAGGUGCAGUGAUCGGUAAGCUGCUCUGACAACUGAUGCUUAAAGUUAGUGAGGAAGAUAAGAGUCUCCAGCUUCAGAGAUUUUUGCAGUUCGUUCCAGUCAAUAGCAGCAGAGAACUGGAAGGAAUGGCGGCCAAAGGAGGUGUUGGCUUUGGGACUGACCAGUGAGAUAUACCUGCUGGAGCGCAUACUACGGGUGGGUGUUGCUAUGGUGACCAAUGAGCUAAGAUAAGGCGGGGAUUUGCCUAGCAGUGAUUUAUAGAUUACCUGGAGCCAGUGGGAUUGGCGACGAAUAUGUAGUGAGGGCCAGCCAACAAGAGCGUACAGGUCACAAUGGUGGGUAGUAUAUGGGGCUUUGGUGACGAAACGGAUGGCACUGUGAAGACUACAUCCAAUUUGCUGAGUAGAGUGUAUGAGGUUAUUUUGUAAAUGACAUCGCCGAAGUCAAGGAUUUGUAGGAUAGUCAGUUUUACGAGGGCAAGUUUGGCAGCAUGAGUGAAGGAGGCUUUGUUGCGAGAUAGGAAGCCGAUUCUAGAUUUAACUUUGGAUUGGAGAUGCUUAAUGUGAGUCUGGAAGGAGAGUUUACGGUCUAACCAGACACCUAGGUAUUUGUAGUUGUCCACAUAUUCUAAGUCAGACCCGCCGAGAGUAGUGAUUCUAGUCGGGCGGGCGGUUGCAAGCAGCGUUCGAUUGAAGAGCAUUUAGUUUUACUAGUGUUUAAGAGCAGUUGGAGGCUACGGAAGGAGUGUUGUAUGGCAUUGAAGCUCGUUUGGAGGUUUGUUAACACAGUGUCCAAUGAAGGGCCAGAUGUAUACAAAAUGGUGUCGUCAGCGUAGAGGGAGAUCUGAGAGUCACCAGCAGCAAGAGCGACAUCAUUGAUAUACACAGAGAAUAGAGUCGGCCCGAGAACUGAACCCUGUGGCACCCCCAUAGAGACCGCCAGAGGUCCAGACAACAGGCCCUCCGAUUUGAAACAUUGAACUAUCUGAGAAGUAGUUGGUGAACCAGGUGAGGCAGUCAUUUGAGAAACCAAGGCUAUUUAGUCUGCCAAUAAGAAUGUGGUGAUUGACAGAGUCGAAAGCCUUGGCCAGGUCGAUGAAGACGGCUGCACAGUACUGUCUUUUAUCGAUUGCGGUUAUAAUAUCGUUUAGGACCUUGAGUGUGGCUGAGGUGCACCCAUGACCAGCUCAGAAACCAGAUUGCAUAGUGGAGAAGGUACGGUGGGAUUCUAAAUGGUCGGUGAUCUGUUUGUUAACUUGGCUUUCAAAUACUUUCGAAAGGCAGGGUAGGAUGGAUAUAGGUCUGUAACAGUUUGGAUCUAGAGUGUCACCCCCUUUGAAGAGGAGGAUGACCGCGGCAGCUUUCCAAUCUCUGGGGAUCUCAGAUGAUACGAAAGAGAGGUUGAAAAGGCUAGUAACAUGGGUUGCUACAAUUUCGGCGGCUAAUUUUAGAAAGAAAGGGUCCAGAUUGUCUAGCCCAGCUGAUUUGUAGGGGUCCAGAUUUUGCAGCUCUUUCAGAACAUCAGCUAUCUGAAUUUGGGUGAAGGAGAAGCGGGGUGGGGCAUGGGCAAGUUGCAGCGGAGGGUGCAGAGCUGGGGGUAGGGGUAGCCAGGUGGAAAGCAUGGCCAGCCGUAGCAAAAUGCUUAUUGCAAUUCUCAAUUAUUGUAGAUUUAUCGGUGGUGACGGUGUUUCCUAGCCUCAGUGCAGUGGGCAGCUGGGAGGAGGUGCUCUUAUUCUCCAUGGACUUUACAGUGUCCCAAAACAUUUUGGAGUUAGUGCUACAGGAUGCAAAUUUCUGUUUGAAAAAGCUAGCCUUUGCUUUCCUAACUGAUUGUGUAUAUUUGUUCCUGACUUCCCUGAAAAGUUGCAUAUCGCGGGCGCUGUUUGAUGCUAAUGCAGUAUGCCACAGGAUAUUUUUGUGCUGGUCAAGGGCAGUCAAGUCUGGGUUGAACCAGGGGCUGUAUCUGUUCUUAGUUCUGAAUUUUUUGACUGGGGCAUGCUUAUUUAAGAUGGAGAGGAAAGCACUUCUAAAGAACAACCAGGCAUCCUCUACUGACGGAAUGAGGUCAAUAUCCAUCCAGGAUACCCGGGCCAGGUCAAUUAGAAAGGCCUGCUCGCUGAAGUGUUUUAGGGAGCGUUUGACAGUGAUGAGGGGUGGUCAUUUGACCGCGGACCCAUUACGGACGCAGGCAAUGAGGCAGUGAUCGCUGAGAUCCUGGUUGAAGACAGCGGAGGUGUAUUUAGAGGGUAAAUUAGUCAGGAUGAUAUCUAUGAGGGUGCCCAUGUUUACGGAUUUAGGGUUGUACCUGCUAAGUUCCUUGAUCAUUUGUGUGAGAUUGAGGGUAUCUAGUUUGGAUUGUAGGACGGCCGGGGUGUUAAGCAUAUCCCAGUUUAGGUCACCAAGCAGUACGAACUCUGAGGAUAGAUGAGGGGCAAUUAAUUCACAUAUGGUGUCCAGGGCACAGCUGGGGGCAGAGGGGGUCUGUAGCAAGCGGCAAAGGUGAGAGACUUAUUUCUGGAAAGGUGGAUUUUUAGAAGUAGAAGCUCAAACUGUUUGGGCACAGACCUGGAUAGUAUGAUAGAGCUCUGCAGGCUAUCUCUACAGUAGAUUGCAACUCCGCCCCCUUUGGCAGUUCUAUCUAGACGGAACAUUUUGUAGUUGGGGAUGGACAUUUCUGCAUUUUUGGUGGCCUUCCUAAGCCAGGAUUCAGACACUGCUAGAACAUCAGGGUUGGCAGAGUGUGCUAAUGCAGUGAAUAACUCAAACUUGGGGAGGAGGCUUCUGAUGUUAACAUGCAAGAAACCAAGGCUUUUACGGUUACAGGAGUCAACUAAUGAUAGCGCCUGGGGGGGGGGGGUAGGAGUGAUACUGGGGGCUACAGGGCCUGGGUUAACCUCUACAUCAACAGAGGAACAGAGGAGGAAUAGAAUAAGGAUAUGGCUAAAGGCUUUAAGAACUGGUCUUCUAGUGCAUUGGGUACAGAGAAUAAAAGGGGCAGAUUUCCGGGCGUUGUAGAAUAGAUUCAGGGCAUUAUGUACAGACAAGGAUAUGGAAGGAUAUGAGUACAGUGGAGGUACACCUAAGCAUUGGGUAACGAUGAAAGAGAUAGCAUUGCUGGAGGCACUUAUUGAGCCGGUCUCCGUGUGGGGGGUGGGACAAAGGAGCUAUCUGAGGCAGGUUGAGCGGGACUGGGGGCUCUACAGUGAAAUGGUACAAUAAGAACUAACCGAAACAGAGAUAGGCAAGUCAUAUUGACAUGGGAGAGAGGCAAAAAGCAAUCACAGGUGUUAUUUGAGAGAGCUAAGACAACAACUGGUAAUGGCGACAAAAGUUUGGGCUGAGGCUAAACAGAUAAACAGGAUGGGGUACCGUGUAAAGGAACAGUCCAGCAGGCAUCAGCUGUGUAGCUGAGUGAUCAUAAGGUCCAGUGAACAGCAAUAGGUGAGUCCGGGAGCAGUUCGAUGGCUGCUACGGCACAGGCUGUUGAUUGCGUGUGCUAGCGGGCCGGGGCUAGCAUAUUGAUCUUCGUGGUCGUCGCAACGGGAAGCCUGUUGAAACCACAUCAGGCGAUUACGUCAGCAGACCAGUCGUGAUGGAUCAGCGGGGCUCCGUGUCGACACUAGGAUGUCCCGUCCGGUUGACAGAGAAGUAGAUAGCCGGGAGAUGGGCCUAGCUCGAGGCUAGCUCAAGGCUAACUGGUGCUAGCUUCGGGACAGUGGUGAUUAGCCAACAACAACAUCCAUUCGGUUGCAGCUAGCUAGUUGCGAUGAUCUGGUGUUAAAGGUCCAGUGAUUCAGUGAUUCCGGCAGAAAAUCUGAUAUGUUCUGGGUCGAUAGCGCGCUGUGCAGACUGGCCGAUAAUUAAUUGUCCAGGCUAGAGCUGGCUGGUAGGUAGUGCAGGCCACGGACAAUGGUGGAAACCGCUAACGGUGGCUAAUAGCAAGUAGCUAGUUAGCUGGCUAUUUUCAGCCGGUUCUAGAUAAAAAGGUAUAAGAAAUAAUAGAAUCCGUUCCACAUUGGGUGAGGCGGGUUGCAGGAAAGUAUAUUUAGUUGAAGGAUGAAAAGCAAGAUUGAGAAAUAUAUAUUAAAACUGGCUAUUUACACGAGCACACUACAGAAUACACGGCGGCACUGCUACGCCAUCUUUGAUAUUGUGACAUCAGCAGAUGUCACAAAGUGCUAUACAGAAACCCAGCCUAAAACCCCAAACAGCAAGCAAUGCAGAUGUAGAAGCACGGUGGCUAGGAAAAACUCCCUAGAAAGGCAGAAACCUAGAGAGGAACCAGGCUCUGAGGGGUGGCUGUGCUGGGUGGAGAUUAUAACAGUUCAUGGCCAUUAAGGCCAGAUUUUUCUCCAAGAUGUUCAAACGUUCAUAGAUGACCAGCAGGGUCAAAUAAUAAUCACAGUGGUUGUAGAGGUUGCAACAGGUCAGUACAUCAGGAGUAAAUGUCACUUGGCUUUUCAUAGCCGGGCAUUUAGAGGUUGAAAUAGCAGGUGUGGUAGAGAGAGAGAGUUCAAAACAGCAGGUCUGGGACAAGGUAGCACGUCCGGUGAACAGGUCAGGGUUCCAUAGCCGCAGGCAGAAGAGUUAAAACUGGAGCAGCAGCACAACCAGGUGGACUGGGGACAGCAAGGAGUCAUCAGGCCAGGUAGUCCUGAGGCAUGGUCCUAGGACUCAGGUCCUCCGGGAGGGAGAGAGAGAGAAUUAGAAGGAGCAUACUUAAAUUCACACAGGACACCGGAUAAGACAGGAGAAUAACACCAGAUAUAGCAGACUGACCCUAGCCCCCCGGCACAUAUACUAUUGCAGCAUAGAUACUGGAGGCUGAGACGGGGGGUCGGGAGACACUGUGGCCCCGUCCGACGAUACCCCCGGACAGGGCCAACCAGGCAGGAUAUAACCCCACCCACUUUGCCAAAGCACAGCCCCCACACCACCAGAGGGAUAUCAACAGCCUACUACCCUGAGACAAGGCUGAGUAAAGCCCACAAUGAUCUCCUCCACUGCACGAGUCAGAGGGGGUGACAAACCUGACAGGAAGGUCACGUCAGUGACUCAACCCACUCAAGUGACGCACCACUCCUAGGGACGGCAUGGAAAGCACCAGUAAGCCAGUGACUCAGCCCCUGUAAUAGGGUCAGAGGCAGAGAAUCCCAAUGGAGAGACGGGAACCGGCCAGGUUUGUCUCUCCAGUGCCUUUCCGUUCACCUUCGCACCCCUGGGCCAGACUACACUCAAUCAUAGGACCUACUGAAGAGAUGAGUCUUCAGUAAAGACUUCAAGGUCAAGACCGAGUCUGCGUGUCUCACAUGGAUAGGCAGACCAUUCCAUAAAAAUUGAGCUCUAAAGGAGAAAGCCCUGCCUCCAGCUGUUUGCUUAGAAAUUCUAGGGAUAAUAAGGAGGCCUAUGUCUUGUGACCGUAGCGUACGUGUAGGUAUGUACGGCAGGACCAAAUUGGAGAGAUCGGUAGGAGCAAGCACAUGUAAUGCUUUGUAGGUUAGCAGUAAAACCUUGAAAUCAGCCCUAGCCUUAACAGGAAGCCUUUCCGUUCACCUUCGCACCCCUGGGCCAGACUACACUCAAUCAUAGGACCUAGCACUGGAGUAAUAUGAUCAGAUUUUUUUGUACUAGUCAAGAUUCUAUCAGCCGUGUUUAGCACUAACUGAAGUUUAUUUAGUACUUUAUCCGGGUAGCCGGAGAGUAGAGCAUUGCAGUAGUCUAAUCUAGAAGUGACAAAAGCAUGGAUGAGCUUUUUUGCAUCAUUUUUGGACAAUGAUAUUUGCAAUGUUACGAAGAUGGAAAAAAUCUGUCCUUGAAAUAUUCUUAAUAUGUUCGUCAAAAGUGAGAUCAGGGUCCAGAGUAACGUCGAGGUCCUUCAGUGUUUAUUUAUUUUUUAACGACUACAACCAUCAAGAUUAAUUCUCAGAUCCAACAAAAGAUCUCUCUGUUUCUUGGGACCUAGAGUUUAAAAGUAAAUCAUUUGCAGCCAUCCACUUCCUUAUGUCUGAAACACAGGCUUCCAGGGUAGGCAAUUUUGGGGCUUCACCAUGUUUCGUCGAAAUGUAUAGCUGUGUGUCGUCUGCAUAGCAGUGAAAGUUAACAUAUAUGGUGAAAACAAUAGUGGUCCUAAAACGGAACCUUGAGGAACACCGAAACAUACAAUUGAUUUGUCAGAGGACAAACCAUUUACAGAGACGACCUGAUAUCUUUCCGACAGAUAAGAUCUAAACCAGACAAGAACUUGUCCGUGUAGACCAACUAAGGUUUCCAAUCUCUCCAAAAGAAUGUGGUGAUCGAUGGUGUCAAAAGCAGCACUAAGGUCUAGGAGCACGAGGACAGAUGCAGAGCCUUGGUCUGACACCAUUAGAUGCAGAGCCUUGGUCUGACACCAUUAAAAGGUAAUUUACCAACUUCACGAGUGCAGUCUCAGUGGUAUGAUGGGGUCUAAAACCAGACUGAAGCGUUUCGUAUACAUUAUUUGUCUUCAGGAAGGCAGUGAGUUGCUGCACAACAGCUUUUUCUAAAAAAAUUGAGAGGAAUGGGAGAUUCGAUAUAGGCCGAUAGUUGUUUACAUUUUCUGGCUCAAGGUUUGGCUUUUUCAAGAGCGGCUUUAUUACUUCCACUUUUAGUGAGUUUGGUACACAUCCAGUGGAUAGGGAGCCAUUUAUUAUGUUCAAAAUAGGAGGGCCAAGCACAGGAAGUAGCUAUUUCAGUAGUUUAGUUGGAAUAGGGUCCAGUAUGCAGCUUGAAGGUUUAGAGGCCAUGACUAUUUUCAUGAAUGUGUCAGGAGAUAUAGGAUUAAAAAACUUGAGUGUCUCCAUUGAUCCUAGGUCCUGGCAGUUUUGUGCAGAGUCAGGACAGCUGAGCUUUGGAGAAAUACGCAGAUUCAAAGAGGAGUCCGUAAUUUGCUUUCUAAUGAUCAUGAUCUUUUCGUCAAAGAAGUUAAUCACUGCUGAAGUGAAAGGCAUCCUCUCUUGGGGAAUGCUGCUUUUUAGUUAGCUUUGCGAUAGUAUCAAAUAUACAUUUAGGAUUGUUCUUAUUCUCUUCAAUUAGGUUGGAAAAAUACGAUGAUCGAGCAGCACUGAGGGCUCUUCGAUAUUGCACUGUACUUUCGUUCCAAGCUAGUAGGUAGACUUCCAGUUUGGUGGAGCGCCAUUUCCGUUCCAAUUUUCUGGAAGCUUGCUUCAGGGCUCUGGUAUUUUCUGUAUGCCAGGGAGCUAGUUUCUUGUGACCAAAUGUUUUUUGUUUUUAGGCGUGCGACUGCAUCUAGGGUAUUACGCAAGGUUAAAUUUAGAUCCUCAGUUAGGUCGUUAACUGAUUUUUGUACUUUGACGUCCUUUGUUAGGUGGAGGGAGUCUGGAAGGGCCUCUAGGAAUAUUUGGGUUGUCCAAGAAUUUAUAGCACAGCUUUUGAUGGUCCUUGGUUGGGGUCUCAGCAGAUUAUUUGUUGCGAUUGCAAACGUAAUAAGAUGGUGGUCCGAUAGUCCAGGGUUAUUAGAUCCACAAUAUUUAUUCCACGGGACAACACUAGAUCCAGGGUAUGACUGUGGCAAUGAGUAGGUCCGGAGACAUGUUGGACAAAACCCACUGAGUCGAUGAUCGCUCCGUAAGCCUUUUGGAGUGGGUCUGUGGACUUUUCCAUGUGAAUAUUAAAGUCACCAAAAAUGUGAAUAUUAUCUGCCAUGACUACAAGGUCCGAUAGGAAUUCAGGGAACUCAGUGAGGAACACUUUAUACGGCCCAGGAGGCCUGUAAACAGUAGCUAUAAAAGGGAUUGAGUAGGCUGCAUAGAUGUCAUGACUAGAAGCUCAAAAGAUGAAAACGCAGUAUUUUUUGGGGGGGGGGGGGGGGGGGUAAAUUCACAUUUGCUAUCGUAAAUGUUAGCAACAUCUCCGCCUUUUCGGGAUGCACGGGGGAUAUGGUCACUAGUGUAACCAGGAGGAGAGGCCUCGUUUAACACAGUAAAUUCAUCAGGCUUAAGCCAUGUUUGUCAGGCCAAUCACAUCAAGAUUAUGAUCAGUGAUUAGUUGAUUGACCAUAACUGCCUUGGAAGUGAGGGAUCUAACAUUAAGUAGCCCUAUUUUGAGAUGUGAGAGAUCUCUUUCAAUAAUGACAGGAAUGGAGGAGGUCUUUAUUCCGGUGAGAUUGCUAAGGCGAACAACGCCAUGUUUAGUUUUGUUCAACCUAGAUCGAGGCACAGACACGGUCUCAAUGGGGAUAGCUGAGCUGACUACACUGACUGUGCUAGUGGCAGACUCCACUAAGCUGGCAGCUGCCUGGCCUGCACCCUAUCUCAUUGUGGAGCUAGAGGAUUUAGAGCCCUGUCUAUGUUGAUAGAUAAGAUGAGAGCACCCCUCCAGCUAGGAUGGAGUCCGUCACUCCUCAGCAGGCCAGGCUUGGUCCUGUUUGUGGGUGAGUCCCAGAAAGAGGGCCAAUUAUCUACAAAUUCUAUUUUUUGGGAGGGGCAGAAAACAGUUUUCAACCAGCGAUUGAGUUGUGAGACUGCUGUAGAGCUCAUCACUCGCCCUAACUGGGAAGGGGCCAGAGACAAUUACUCAAUGCAGACACAUCUUUCUAGCUAAUUUACACGCUGAAGCUAUGUUGCUCUUGGUGACCUCUGACUGUUUCAUCCUAACAUCGUUGGUGCCGACGUGGAUAACAAUAUCCCUAUACUCGCUACACUCGCCAGUUUUUGCCUUAGCCAGCACCAUCUUCAGAUUAGCCUUUAUGUCAGUAGCCCUGCCCCCUAGUAAACAGUUUAUGAUUGCUGGAUGAUUAUUUUUAAGUCUAAUAUUGCGGGUAAUGGAGUCGCCAAUGACUAGGGUUUUCAAUUAGUCAAAGCUAAUGUGGGAGGCUUCGGUGGCUCAGACACCGUAAUGGGUGAAGGAGAGACCUGAUAAGGCUCGGCCUCUGACUCCGACUCGUUGCUUAAUGGGGAGAACCGGUUAAAAGUUUCUGUCGGCUGAAUGAGUGACACCGGUUGAGAAUGCAGACAGCAUUUCUUUCCAGGAGCCUUGAGAACAUUGUCCGGCUGCGGGUGCGGGGGGAUUUAUACUACUAUCUGUACUUACUGGUGGCACAGACGCUGUUUCAUCCUUUCCUACAUUUAAAUUACCCUUGCCUAACGACUGCAUCUGAAGCUGUGCUUGCAGCACGGCUAUCCUCACCAUAAGGCGAUAGUUCUCUUGUAUAUUAUGAGUACAACGACUGCAAUAACUAAGACGUUGGUAAAAUGUGUUAAAUGAAGAUUGAUUAACAACAAGUUUGGCAGGUAGCCAAGCAGCAACAAACAGCACAGCAGCACGGAGAGAAGUGACGCGCUCAAAAAACUAGCCCGGAAUGUAGACCUGGGCGUGUUCAGUAGGGCACAACGUAGCAAAAACAUUUUGCAAUGGAAAAUUAAAUGUUUGUUCUUAUUGGACAAGGUUAGGUGGAACCGUCCUGUUUUUCACCACACUGAACUCGACCCCCUUCUUUCCUAUCCUGACUCAAUCUCUUUCUCCAUCUCUUCGGUUCUCACCUUCUCAGGAGGAGUACAGAAACUCCAUGCCUGCCUCCAGUUUCCAGCAGCAGAAGCUUCGUGUCUGCGAGGUGUGCUCGGCCUACCUGGGUCUCCACGACAACGACCGUCGCCUGGCCGACCACUUUGGUGGGAAGCUGCACCUGGGCUUCAUCCAGAUCAGGGAGAAACUGGAAGCCCUGAAGGUAUGCUCUGAACCACCUCAGACCACAUAGCUUACUUAAUACACGUAGCGAGAUGUGGAUGUAUAAUCCUCAAAAGGGGAUUUUUGACUGCUUUCCCCUUUUGAGGAUUAUACAGGGACAUUGUUUGGGAUUAAAGCACUGCAAACAUCUCCCUUUUGGGAUUAAUUUUGCAGCAAGGACAUUCUUUUUGACAUUAGAAUGUAUUAACAUGAGAACACAUUUUAAUGUAAACACUGAGGCUACUGUCUAUGCUGAACACUGAGGCUACUGUCUAUGCUGAACACCGAGGCUACUGUCUAUGCUAAACACUGAGGCUACUGUCUAUGCUAAACACUGAGGCUACUGUCUAUGCUGAACACUGAGGCUACUGUCUAUGCUGAACACUGAGGCUACUGUCUAUGCUGAACACUGAGGCUACUGUCUAUGCUAAACACUGAGGCUACUGUCUAUGCUAAACACUGAGGCUAAUGUCAAUGCUCACCAUUUUCUAUCAGAAAACCGUCCUUGAAAAGCAGGAGAAGAGGAACCAGGAUCGUCUGAAGAGGAGAGAGGAGAGAGAGAAGGAGGAGAGGAUGAAGAAGAGGUGGGUACAGGUCUUAACUUUUCCAAAAUAAUGAAAUUGAUGUAGGCAAAUUUGAUAAACAUGUCUGUGGUGAUGGCAGCACUACUUGGAAAAUAUAAUCGAUCCGUGUACUGUAUGUGGAGACAAAUGCAGAUAUCUUCACUGUGGCAUCUUAUCAAUUGUUUUCUGUCACUUUAUAGGACCAAAUCACGGAGCAGGGAAAGGAGCAGGGAACAUAGAAGGUUAGUAUAGGCCACCAGCCAUCUACUGCCAUAUGAACCCUAUUGAAUACACUAUCUCCUAGUUUAUUGCUGUAUAAAACACUUCUCUGUGUCCGUGCUGCAGGUCCAGCUCUCGCGACCGUAGGAGACGGCGUUCGCGUUCCUCGUCUCGGGAGAGGCGGCGUUCCUCCCGCUCUCGCUCCAGGGACCGGGAGAGGAGGAGACGCCACCGCAGCCGGUCCCGCAGCAAGGGCUGCCGCCACAGCCACGAGCCCAGCUCCAGACACAAGUAGGAGUACACACACACACACACACACGUUCCAUCUCAUUACUUAAACAAGUGCGCACUUAAUCAUAAAGCUUAUUUUCAUAAUAAAUACACAUGACAAACACACACACACACAGAUUUGUGUGUAACAAGACCGUGUUUACAUUUCCAGGUCAUCCAGGGAUCGAGAGCGCUCCUCCAGAGACCGUUCACGGGAGCGAAGCAGGAAGAGGGGAUCCUCGGAGCGGCGGCAGGACAGCAGGGAUCAGAAUGGGAGGACAGACUCCCGCCGGGUUGAGGACAGGGAUAGAGACCUUUGACCUCUCUCGCUGUCUCCAACCUCAACACACAACCUCCUUUUGUCUCUCUCUUUCAUAUCUGUCCAUACAUCUAUUUGAACUCUCCUUGUAUGAAUCCUCCCUCCAUUCCCUUAUCAGAAUUGUCCAGAGAUGUUUUGCUUUGACCGAUAUUCCAGCCAACCCACUGUCCCAAAUACAUAGCGCUUAUAUGACCACAGAAGUAUAU